Mangifera indica (mango) is the source of this 1983-nucleotide messenger RNA. Its product is annotated as pentatricopeptide repeat-containing protein At2g20710, mitochondrial-like. The transcript has 2 exons. Gene Ontology annotation, cellular component: mitochondrion. Gene Ontology annotation, molecular function: protein binding. NCBI's taxonomy places the organism in Eukaryota, Viridiplantae, Streptophyta, Magnoliopsida, Sapindales, Anacardiaceae. The record is from RefSeq and is a predicted model, not a curated record. Bases 109 to 1581 code for a protein of 490 amino acids.
UUCAUUGAAUUAACCCAUAAUGAACCAAAACCCUUAAACCCUGCGUCAGCACCCAGCCUCUUCAACUUCGUUUUCCCAUUUCGCUCUCCGAUUCUCUGAAAAUUGUUAAUGCAAAUGAAGCUUGUACGCCUGCUUACGAUUCUUGGAAGCGUCAGCUCUCAAAUCAGCCAUCGAAACGUUUCGAGUAUUUCUUCAUACUCGAUAGCUACAGGAAACCUAAGAUCGAAGUGGAGACGCCGAAUGUCAAACUCGAUGAACGCUCUUUUCGGUCGGAUCUCGCCGUUGGGAGAUCCAAAGGUCUCCAUUGUUCCGAUACUGGACCAGUGGGUCCAGGAAGGACGAGCCGUAGACAAAGUACAACUCCGAGACUUUAUCAAACGGUUGCGGUCCUUCAGACGAUACACUCACGCUCUGCAGAUGUCUAUGUGGAUGACUGACAAUAGAUACAUUAUCUUUAAUGAGGGUGAUAUGGCCAUUCGGCUGGAUUUGAUCCAUAAAGUUAAGGGGAUAGAGCAAGCAGAAAAUUAUUUUAAUAAUAUUCCAAUUCAGUUAAGGGGCAUUGAGGUUUAUACCUCUCUUCUCAACAGCUAUGUGAAUGAAAAAUCUUUAGAGAAGGCAGAGGCCACCAUGCAGAAAAUGAGGGAUUUGAGGUUGGCUAAAUAUCCUCUGGCUUACAAUUCUUUGCUUAAGCUUUAUUAUCAAAAUGAAAAUUAUGAGAAACUUGACAGUCUGAUGCAUGAAAUGGAAGAUAAAGGCAUUGCUUGUAACAAAGUUACAUUUGGGAUCCGCCUUAGUGCCUAUGCAGCAACUUGUGAUGUUAAAGGAAUUGAGGACACUGUGACACUGAUAGAAUCGGAUUCAAGUGGUGUUUUAGAAUGGGAAACUUACUUUAUUGCAGCUAGUGGGUAUGUAAAAGCUGGGUUUUUGGACAAGGCUUUGUCAAUGCUGAAGAAAGUUGAGGGGCUAAUAACAAAUAAAGCAAGCAGUAAAGCAUAUGAUUAUCUUAUCACACAAUAUGCUGCAUGUGGGAAGAAAGAUGAAGUUUUAAGACUUUGGGAACUCUACAAGAAGAAUAACAAGGUCUUAAAUAGGAGCUAUAUAUGUGUCAUGCCUUCUAUUUUGAAAUUUGAUGACAUAGAAAGCGCAGAAAAGGUUUUGCAGGAGUGGGAAUCCCAAUGUGAACACUAUGAUAUUCGGAUUCCUAACUUCUUGAUUGCCGCUUAUUGCAGGAAAGGGCUUUUGCAGAAAGCUGAAACUCUUAUAAACAGGGCUACAUUGAAGGGGGGAAAGCCUGAUGCCUGGACUUGGUUUUAUAUUGUUACUGCAUAUCUGAGGGAUAGUCAAACUGAAAAAGCAGUGGACACUUUGGAAGAAGCAUUAGUUGUUCGUGGUGACCAGCGGAAGCCAAAUGAGGAAAGUUGGACGGACUCACUGGAAUACUUAAAAGAGAAAGGAGAUUUGGAGGGAGCAGAGAAAAUUAUAAAAUUACUCAGGGACAAGGAUAUUAUCUGUGUGGGUGUCCAAGACAGAUUGUUGAACAAUGUUCGGGUUGGGAAAGCAAACUUAGAUGCAAUCAACUAGUUGAAUGGUGUUUCUUCAAUUUGAAAUUCAUAAGCACUUUCAAAGCCCUGAUGAUGAUGGGAAGUCUUCAAUCAAAGAAGAGGUAAUAUGAUGAGUAUUUAUAUGGAGAUAUUCUGAAACAAUCUGGAAGCAAUGCUAGAUAUCUCAAUGGUGAGAAGAGCUCAAAGGUUUGCUUGGUGGAAUGCCUUCUAUUGAUUGCUAUUUAAUGACAUUUUUUCAUGUCUAUUUGGUGAUAAUAUAAUUAUUAGCCUGUUUAGGGUUCGUAGUCAUAGAUUGGCGGGGAUAACCAUUGCUUGCUAAGACUUUUCCGGUUGAAUCCUUCAAAAUAUAACUGAAUUGAAGAUGAUACUAAAUUUGUAGUAAGAUCAGACUGAAUCAUUUAUAAAUUAAUCUAUUUCAGCA